CUUAUUCCUUUCUCGGUUACCAGGAUGACGAAGCAGUGACUCCGCCUGCUGCAGAAGGCUUUCCUCUGCUAAAUGCCUCCCAGCAUGUCUGCUAGAAAUCUCCAGCCAUCGGGAGCAUCACCUCCUCACCCUUCCACAAGUUUCCACCGCUCCACGCAGACCUUGUCUUCACAGGAAGAAGAUACUGAAGGAGAUGAGGAGAGUUCAGUGGAAGAAUUUUUAUUUCUUCAAGAGUUAGAGAGCCCGGAGGAAUACCAGUACCCGGAGGAGGAGGAAAAUUAUCUGAAAGGAAAGGAGUAUCUGGAUGAAAAGGAGUAUCUGAAGGAGGAAAAGUAUCUACAGAAGAAAGAGCUGCUGGAAGGAAAAAUGUUUCUGUGUGAAAAGUUUCUGGAAGAGGGUGAGUAUCUGGGGCGAACGUCCCAUACAUGGAUACACGCGUGCAUCACACACCUGCUGUGCAAACGCUCUUGGUUGGAAAAACCAGAGACUCACCCAGGAGCAGUCACAGGGCAUGGGAGAAGUCAUCACUUGGGGGCCCAAGACCCCUACCGUGACCAUGAGGAUAGCUCUCCAGAGGCUGGGGAAGCAAACGGGAUGAGCCUCCUGGGAGGGCACAUGCGCUGGAGUGGGGUAGCACAGCCUGGUUGGGACGAGAACUUCGACCAGGCCCCGCCAGCGGGAACCAUAUCUUCUGGUGAACAAAUCAUGGAAUCCAAAGGGCUGGUUGUGACCAGCUCCUAUCAGUCAGUGUUCGGGACCAUGCUCAGAGAAAUGGCGGCUAGCAGUGAACUGGAGGAGGAUAUUAACAUUCCCCUGACCCGUCAUCUGGAGAGAGAGACCAGAAGGAAACUGGGAAUUCUGCUGAAGAAAAAUUUUGGAAAAUAUAAGGAAACAAUCCUCUGGAUUAUGAAGAAACGUGAAAGUAAGAACCCUCUCCCACCUUCCACCCCCGCUGCCCGGCUCUCCUGGGUUGUAGCCAGUCCCAAAGAAAUCCCGCAGCCUCCUUUGAGAUACAAACUCAUUUACUUCCAGGAUCCAGACCACUAUCUGACACCCCCGGCACACAGCCCCACGUCUCUGAACUCUCCGAUUUCCAAGCCAAGGCUGGCGUCGCAGGUACAUCAAGGUGAUGCAAAAAUCAUUCUCUACCCCAGUGAGAUUGUCUUCCAAAUUCUCUUUCCUGAUGGAUCAGGCCAGAUAUAUUAUCCAUCAGGACACCUGGCUAUGCUCAUCCUCAGUAUAAAAGAGGGAAAGUUCACAUACAUCAUUCUGGAAGACAGUGAAAAUAUGUGUGUCCGGGCCCUUAUCAACAACUCUGGCCAUGCCACCUUCUAUGAUGAAAAUGGAAACAUCUGGUUGAACCUGAGCCCAAACCUGGGAUACUACUUCACCAGAGACAAGUACCAGAAGGCCUGGAACUGGUGGGAUCUGAACCUCCACAUCCAUGCACCCCCCGUCCAGCCCAUCUCCUUGAAAAUCAACCAGUACAUCAAGGUACAAAUAAGGAGCCAGGAUAAGAUUAUCUUCCGCUUCAUCCACAAGCAGCAGCACAUUUGCUUAAACCUAGGCACCAAGUACAAGUACAUUACCCCGGCGGUGCUGAGCGAAAUGAAGAAGGAAGCAGUCCUGGAGAUGGAAUUCAGUUCAACGGCUCAGAAGAUCCAGAUCCUUCUAGGGAAAAUGAGGACGAUCCUGAGUACACUGACCACCUCUGAUUUGGAAUGCUUCAUACAGGCGCUCAGCGUGGCGCUGCACAGGUAUGGGCACUUUAUCAUCCGUCAGUGCCUCUCCCUGGUCUUUCUCCUUCCACAAAACCUGAAGACAUGA
Orcinus orca (killer whale) is the source of this 1827-nucleotide messenger RNA. It is a transcript of the gene ERICH6B, whose product is annotated as glutamate rich 6B. Bases 73 to 1827 code for a protein of 584 amino acids. The transcript has 10 exons. NCBI's taxonomy places the organism in Eukaryota, Metazoa, Chordata, Mammalia, Artiodactyla, Delphinidae. The record is from RefSeq and is a predicted model, not a curated record.